UUUAUUUGAAGUGAAAAAGCCGGGAGAUUCUGGGAUUAAUCCUCUGGAUAUCAUUGCUGCCAUUUUCCUCUGUGCUGACCACUCUCUCCAGCAGGAACUGAUGCUGAAGAUGUCUCUGUGCCAACUUGCAUUACCCUUUCUGCUGCCGGAAGGGCACAGUUACACCAGGGACAAGGUGAGGGAACCCUCUGGUGCCAGCCUUCUCCUCUGGGCCAUGAGGCCCAUUGUUAAAAUGUGGUGCCCACAAUCUCCCACAGGGAACAGCCCCGUUGUGGAGAUGCCCAUCGUGACGGCAACCAUGCCAACGGUCUCCUUCCUCAGACUCGGAAGGUGCACUGUGUCCAAAUCCAGAGUCCUCAAUCUCACCUUGAGCCAGACCCAGCUGCAGCAGAACAUCUUCCUGCACUCCGGGAUGGAAUGUGGGAAUGUGCCCCAUGGGAUAUCGGAUGGGAUGGCUGAGAUCAGCUGGUAUCUACCUUCUGGGAAGAGCAACACGGACAUUUUCCCGGAGGCUGCUGCAUUCAUCAACCUCCGAGGUGAUGCUGAAACUUACCAGGGACACACUCGGUUUCUGGCAAAAGUCUCUGCUGCUCUCUUUAUUUUCAUUGACGUUAUCGGUGAGAAGGAAAGAGAAUUCCUCACCUCUCUCGCACAGUCACCGGCAAAACUCUUUCUGAUAGUGAACACUUACAUCAGUCAGCAACACAUCAUCCCUGAGCAGGUAAAGAAACUGUUCAAAGAUCUGAAGUUACAAUCUCAACAAUGCAUUGUUCGGGCAAAUGUAAACGAGGCCAAACUUGUGGAAGAACUUCAAUCUCUGAUAAAACAAGUGAUUCUAGUGAUGGACGGGGACCAGAGCUUCCUGAGUCUGGAACAAAUGGGUGACAUUGCGAGAGAAAGUGGGAUUCAGGUCGAUGAACAUCAGCCUGAAAUACAACGGGACAAGGACCUGACGUCCAAACCACAGAGAGAGGCCGACCAUGGAGACGGUUGUGGAUCAGAGGAUCCAUCUCACCGGCAUUCACCAGGUCUCCCACAGGGAAUGGCUGGUGAUCCACCAGAUGGAAAUAACUUUACAAAGUUACAACCACAACAAUGUGUUUUUCAGACAAAUGUAAGUGAGGCAACACUUGUAGAAAAAUUUAAUUCUCCGAUACAACAAGUAACAUGGAUGAGGGACAGGGAUCAGAGCUUCCUGAGUCUGGAGCAAACGGGUGACAUUGUGAGGGAAAGUGGGAUUCAUGUGAAUGAACAUCAUCCUGAAAUACAACAGGCCAAGGACCUGACGUCCAAACCACAGAGAGAGGCUGACCCUGGAGACAGUUGGGGAUCAGAGGAUCCAUCUCACUGGCAUUCACCGGGUCUCCCAGAGGGAAUGAUUGGUGUUUCACCAGAUGGAAAUAACCAAUCUGGAAAUCGGAGCCCUCCACAACUUGUGAGGGAUUUGGGUUUACAGGAUCAUUAUCCUCACAAACUUUCACUAACGUCCAUGUGGGAGAUAUCCUCGGAGAAACUAGAUGACAACAAACCAACUGGACCAGAAGAUCUUCCUUGGCGAUUUCUCCAAAUGAUCCUCUCAGCUAAUUCACUGGCGAGGAAUCCUGAAUGGCCCCCUGAUCAUUCCUUGGAAGACAAGAAAGAUGAUGUUGAAGAUUUCAACGAUUUAUUUGAAGUGAAAAAGCCGGGAGAUUCUGGGAUUAAUCCUCUGGAUAUCAUUGCUGCCAUUUUCCUCUGUGCUGACCACUCUCUCCAGCAGGAACUGAUGCUGAAGAUGUCUCUGUGCCAACUUGCAUUACCCUUUCUGCUGCCGGAAGGGCACAGUUACCCCAGGGACAAGGUGAGGGGACCCAUGGAAGGGCCUGGUGCCACCCUUCUCCUCUGGGCCAUGAGGCCCAUUGUUAAAAUGUGGUGCCCACAAUCUCCCACAGGGAACAGCCCCGUUGUGGAGAUGCCCAUCGUGACAGCACCCGUGCCAACUGUCUCCUUCCUGAGACUCGGAAGAUGCACGAUGUCCAAAUCCAGAUUCCUCAAUCUCACCUUGAGCAAGACCCAGCUGCAGCAGAACAUCUUCCUGCACUCCGGGAUGGAAUGUGGGAAUGUGCCCCGUGGGAUAUCGGAUGGGAUGGUUGAGAUCAGCUGGUAUCUACCUUCUGGGAAGAGCAACACGGACAUUUUCCCGGAGGCUGCUGCAUUCAUCAACCUCCGAGGUGACGCUGAAACUUACCAGGGACACACUCGGUUUCUGGCAAAAGUCUCUGCUGCUCUCUUUAUUUUCAUUGACGUUAUCGGUGAGAAGGAAAGAGAAUUCCUCACCUCUCUCGCACAGUCACCAGCAAAACUCUUUCUGAUAGUGAACGCUCACAUCAGUCAGCAACACAUCACCCCUGAGCAGGUAAAGAAACUGUUCAAAGAUCUGAAGUUACAAUCUCAACAAUGCAUUGUUCGGACAAAUGUAAACGAGGCCAAACUUGUGGAAAAACUUCGUUUUCAGGUAAAACAAGUGAUUCUAAUGAGUGACGGGGACCAGAGCUUCCUGAGUCUGGAACAAAUGGGUGACAUUGCGAGAGAAAGUGGGAUUCAGGUCGAUGAACAUCAGCCUGAAAUACAACGGGCCAAGGACCUGACCAAAAUACUGGGCAGUCUUGACCCUGCAGACAUCACUGGGUAUAAAAAGAGAGUGCUGCCCUUUCAUGGAGAGCCCUGGCAAGGGCUGUCUAAAGUUGAGAAAGAGAAGUCUCGGAUGAAACUCCGCAGGGACAGAACCACAGAGAAGUAUAACCAUGAGCUGGACCAAGAGAAGAAAAUAAUCCGGGAAGCUCAGCUCAGACAGAGCCUGUCGGAGGAGAUGCGGAUAUUCAUUGACCACCUCACCUGUCCUGGUGGGGAUGACAGUGCCAUUUCCUUGCAGUGGUUGAAGCUGAUGCUGGACAGUAAAUCAAGGGAAAUCAUGGCAGGAUUGUGCAGGGAUUAUAAAGAACUGAGCAAACUCUCAAAGCAGAAAGUCAAGGAGCUGAAGGACAUGGAUCAGAAGAUGACUGAUAGUUCCCUGGGACUUGAGCACUUCAUGAGGGAACUGGGUCAGGUUUAUGAACUCUCAGUGACACAACACAACAUCAAGCAACAAACACAGAUUCACCCACAUGUGCUUCAGUUACCGGGUGUUGCUGCUGAACUGUUGCUGGAUGGGUUCCCACUGGAGCUCAUUGAUGGAGACGUCUCCAACGUUCCUGUUUCAUGGAUCACUGCUGUACUGGAAGCAGUGGCCGAGAAGGUGGGACGUGCUUCCAGAGUGUUUGUGCUGACAGUGAUUGGAGUUCAGAGCACAGGCAAGUCCACGCUCCUCAAUACAAUGUUCUGUUUGCGGUUUGCUGUGAGCAGCGGCCGAUGUACUCGAGGGGCCUACAUGCAGCUGAUGAAGGUCACAGGGAACCUGGCGGAGGAGCUGGGCUGUGACUUCAUCCUGGUCAUUGACACGGAGGGGCUGAGAGCUCCAGAACUUGCAACACUAACAGACAGCUACGAACACGACAAUGAGCUGGCAACAUUCGUGGUGGGAUUAAGCAACAUAACGUUGGUAAACAUAGGCAUGGAAAACAUCGCAGAGAUGAAAGAUAUUUUACAGAUUGUUGUUCAUUCCUUACUCCGCAUGAAACUGACGGGGAAAAGACCAAAGUGUAUAUUUGUCCACCAGAAUGUUGGAGAUGUGAGUGCACAUGAUCACAAUCUGAGAGGCCGUCAGAAACUACUGGAACAGCUGGAUAAGAUGACAGAGGCUGCAGCAAAACUGGAGAAGGUGGAUGGAGUUAUGUUCCGUGAUGUGAUGGACUAUGAUGCUGACAAGGACAACUGGUACAUCCCUGGUCUGUGGCAAGGUACACCCCCAAUGGCUGCCGUCAACACUGGCUACAGUGAACACGUCUUCCAACUGAAGAAGAGUCUCAUUCAAUGUUUACUCAAAGGGAAACCAGACCAAGGAGCUUUCACAAUCCCAGACUUUACCAAAUGGAUGACUGGCCUUUGGGAGCAGGUGAAACAUGAGAAUUUCAUUUUCAGCUUCCAGAACAGUCUGUUCGCAGAGGCUUACAAUCAGCUCUCUGUGAAGUACAAGGGCUGGGAGUGGGAGCUCCGCAAAUUCACACAUUCCUGGGGAAACGAGGCUGAAAACAGAGUAAACAAUGCCAGUGGUGACCUCAACCUACUGCUCCAAAUACUGGAACGUGAGAUCAGGACGGAGAUUAACAAAAGGGAGGCUGAGACUCUGGAUAAACUAAAAGCUCUGUUUGAAAGUGGGGCUGAUAACAUGCAGCUGAUGGAGAAAUACAGGGAGGAAUUCAAGCUCAGUAUCUCCAGUUUAUGCAGACGGCUUCAGGAUGAUUCAAUGCAUAGAUGUAGGGAUGCCGUGAACAGACGUGUGGGACUGCAGGAAGUGGAUGAUAUUUGGAAUCAAUGUCACAAGAAGAUCGAACACCAGGUCAAGGAGCUUUUAUUAAAGUGUAAAGGGGCAAAUCAGGUGUUGGAUGACAAGGAACUGCAAACUGCCUUUGGAGAGAUGUGGCAAGACACACUGUCACAGCUGGACUAUCAGCCCUGUAGAGAAAGAAACAUCGAACUGGAGAUUGAAAAUCUUCUCAGAGACAACACAGCAACUCAAGGGAGGGUGAUUAAUAAAAUGCUAAAAAGAAAACCUCUCUAUAAACAGGGAACCCAGUGCUUUCAAAUUGAAAGGAAACACAUCAACACGACAUGGAAGAGACGUGCUAACACAGUCAGUAUGUCCGUCAACCAAUCAGAUGUUAUUCAGGCAGCAAUGAUAACACAGUCCCUCGAGGAUCAAUGCCAUCAAUGGAUCAGUGACAUCACAAAAAUGGACAUGGAUUAUGACAUUAGAUAUUGUAUUGAACUUUUGCAUAUUGUAGAGGAGAAAAUUAACAAUAUUUCACACCCAAACUUCACAAUGAGUGAGGAAUUCAGGGCUGAGUUUAAACUUCACCUGUGUGGUUACGCUGUACCAAGAUUCCAAGAGAUGCAGACGAGGUUCAUCCAGAAACAUGACCCGCGGCAAAGACUGGAAAACAUGAAGGGUCAAUACUUUCAUCUCUUCAGGGAUAUUUACACAGAACAGGAUGAGAACCAGAGACAAGCAGAACGGUUUGCACAAUCUUGUUUCUUGCCAGCUCUCAGAGACGCCACCCUCAAGGCUCUCAGUGUGAACAUCGUGGAUGAUAUGAAAGAAAAUGACCCAGAGAGCAAGUACAGUCUCCGCAACAACUUCACUGUGGCCCUCCUGGUGCACUUGAAACAAAGGGAUACAUUUGAUGACUAUCACCGGUAUAUCACUGACCUUGAGAAUUCGGCCAAAGACUGGCUCCAUCACCAGGUUAUUGAACACUGCAAGACACAACGUGAUGGAGAGAUCACGUUUACCCGUCUGGCUAAAGGAAUCCUCACACAGAUCACUGAGCAAGCUAAAGAGAUUGUUGAGGAUGCAGUGAAGCAGAACUUUGCUGGAAAUGUUCAGAGCUUUCUGGACAUGUUUGUUGAUAAGUUAAAGGACAGGAUCUCAAUGCCCAAAGAUGAAAUGAAACUUGUUCUGUUUCACAGUGACGGUGAUGGCAAGAAAUGGGCAGAAGCAGUUCUGCCAUCAAUUGAAGAGGUGGAGCAGAGACUCCUCAGUGAGGUAACAAGCUGGGAUGUCCAAGCAAAGAUUGAAGAAUUAUCCAUUAGACCGAGGGAUGAGCUGUUCAAAGGGUUAUUCAAUUGUACCAAGAAAUGUCCUCUCUGUGGGGUUUUCUGUGAUUCAGAGACCCCGGUACACUCACAGCACUCUUGUAAGCAGCACAGACCUGAAGGACUCAAUGGCUAUCGCUUCAUAGAAAGUAAACAUCUUGUAACUGACGUCUGCACAGCUUCAGUCGCAGGUAAUGGAAGGUUUAAAAAUAACGACACAAAUUGGGAAUUGAAACCCUACAAGGAUUACCAAACUGUCAAUGAUUACUACAAAUCCUGGAUCAUCCAACGGGAAAUUUCCGCACAGGCAGCAUCCUAUUGGAAGAAGGUUUUCUACACUUUCAAUGAGCAGUUUGCUGAAAAAUACAAAGCAAAACCUGCAGAGAUCGAUGAAGCCUGGAACAUUGACUGGGAUGUAGUGAGGGGAGAUCUGAAUAAGACGUAUAACACAAACAUUCAGUCUUGGUGAGGUGCCUCUACAUGACAUCACUCAGUUAGACGUAGAAAUGGUCUACUUCCCUAUAAAAGAAAUGGCAGAGAAAAUCACACAACAUUAAAAUUCUACUCUGAUUAUAAAUCAUAAAACAAUUAGCAGAGCAGAGAGUUUCAACCAAUUGCUUAUUAAAAUUGCUUUUUCAGAAAUAACCAAAAAGGUUGAGGGCAAAGCUGUAGACUUUGUCUGUAUGGACGUCAGGAAACCUUUGAUAAGAUUCCGCAUAGUGGCUGCUCAAGAAGGUUAGAUCGCAUGGAUCCAGGGAGAGCCAGCUGACUGGACAGAGAAUUGGCUUCAUGGAAGGAAGCAGAGGUGGUGGUGGAAUGUUGUUUUAUGGACCAGCGGCCUGUGACUAGUGAUGUGCCCCAGAGAUCCGUGUUGUUUGUGGUUUAUAAGAACAUAGAACAGGACAACACAGGAACGGGCCCUUCAGCCCACAAUGUUUGUGCCAAACAUGGAACCUAGCUACACUGAUUUUAUCUGCCUCCAUAACCCUGCAUUUCCUGCUAAUCCAUGUGCCUAUUUAACAGCUUCUUAAACAUCACUAUCGUAUCUGCCUCCACCAGCACCCCUGGCAAUACGUUCCAGCUACUCACCACCCUCUGUGUAAAAAUAACUUGCCCCACAUCUCUAUUAUAUUUCCCCCUGUUGCCUUGUAGCUACGCCCUCUGGGGUUGGACAUUUCCACCCUGGAAAUAUAGUUGUGAUUGUCUACCCUAUCUAUGCCUCUCAUAAUUGUAUAUACUUCCCUUCAACCUCCAACAUUGCAGAGAAAACAAUGGUUUAUUAAUGAUUUGGAUUAGGGGAUUGAAGGCUUUGUGGCCAAGUCUGCAGAUGAUACUAAAAUAGGUGGAGCCCAGCAGUGUAGAGGAAGCAAGGACUCUGCAGAAGGACUUGGACAGGUGAGGAGACUGGACACAGAUGUGGAAGAUGGAAUAUAGUGUAGCAAAGUGCGGAGUCAUGCAUUUUGGGAAUAAGAAUAAAGACUAAGAAUAAGAUUUUUUCUAAAUGGAGAGAGAAUCCAGAAAUCGGAGGUGCAAAGGGACUUGGGAGUGCUGGUGCAGGAUUCCCAUAAAAUUAAAUUGUAGUACGGAAGGCAAAUUCAAUGCUAGCAUUUAUAUCAAGAGGACUGGAAUACAAAAACAGAGGUGUAAUGCUGAGGCUCUGAAACAUGCUGGUCAGGCCGCAUUUGGAAAUUGUGAGCAAAUUUGUCCCCAUAUUUGAGGAAGGAUGUGCUGGCUCUGGAGACGGUCCAGAGGAGGUUUACAAGAUUGAUGUCAGGAAUGAGUGGGUUAGCAUAUGAUGAGCGUUUGACAGCACUGGGCCUCUACUCACUGGAGUUUUUAAGGUUGAGGGCAGGGGGCAUUGAGGGCAGGGGGCAACUUACAGAAUGGUAAAAUGCGUAGAUGGAGUGGAUGUGGAAAGGAUGUUUCCACUGGCGGGAGAGUCUAGGACCAGUAUAGCCUCAGAAUUUAGGGGGGCUCUUUUAGAAAGGUGAGGAGGAACUUCUUCAGUCAGAGGAUAGUUAAUCUGUGGAACUCAUUGCCACAGAGGGCUGUGGAGGCUGUGAGUGGAUAUUUUCAAGGCAGAAAUAGACAGCUUUUUGAUUAGAACGGGUGACAAGCAUUCUGGGGAGAAGGCAGGAAAAUGAGAUUAGGAGGCAGAGAUCAGCCAUGAUUGAAUGGCAGAGUAGACGUGACAGGCCGAAUGGCUUAAUUCUAUAACUUGUGAACUUGUGAAUCCAACAACAUCCAACCUCUCCCUGUAGCUGAAACUCUCUAAUCCAUGCAGCAUUCUGGUAAACCUCCUCUGCAUCCUCUCCAAAGCCUCCACAUCUUUUCUGUAACGGGGUGACCAGAACUACACGCAAUACCACAAAUGUCCAAAUGCCUGAUAUCCUGACUCUUAUAUUCAAUAACCCUAGCAAUGAAGGCAAACAUACCGUAUGUGUUUUUUACCACCCUUUCUACAUAUGCUGCCAUCUUCAGUGAGCUAUGACCUUGGACUCCAAGAUCCCUUUGCACAUUAAUGCUGAUUGAGGAUCUUGCCAUUAACUGUAUACUUUCCUUACAUUCAACCUCUCAAAGUGCAACACCUCACAAAUGCUCAGGUUAAACCUCAUCUGCCAUUUGUCUGCCCAUUUCAAAGCUAAGGAGUUAAUGGUGGACUUUAGGAGGAGAGGAACACCCUGUCCCCUGUCUCCAUCAAUGGUGUGGAUGUGCAGUUUACCAGGGAGCACAAAUAUCUUGGAGCAUACCUGGACAGUAAACUGGACUGGCCCAGGAACGCUGAGGCCCUGUACAAGAAGGGACAGAGCUGGUUGUACAUUUUGAGAAGGCUCCGCUCCUUCAACGUCUGCAGUGAGAUGUUGCAGAUGUUCUAUCAAUUGGUGGUUGCCAGUGCCAUCUUCUUCGCUGCUGUGUGCUGGGGCAACAGGGUGAAGGCUGCAGAUGCCAAUAGGAUCAACAAACUCAUCAGGAAGGCUGGCUCCAUCCUGGAGGUGGAGUUGGAUUCAUGGGUGGUGGUCUUGGAGGGGAGGAUGCUCCUUAAACUGUGGAGCAUCCUGGACAAACACAUUUCUGUAGCUGAUCUUUAUCUCAUUGCAUCUUCUGACAGCCUUCCUUGCUGUCUGCAACUCCUCCAAUGUUGGUGUCGUCAGCAAACUUACUCACAAACCACCCGCAUUUACCUCUAGGUAAUUUUAGUUUAGUUUAGAGAUACAGCACGGAAACAGGUCCUUUGGCCCACUGGGUCCCAACAACCAGCGAUCCCCACACAUUAACACGACCCUACACACACUGUGGACAAUUUUACAUUUAUACCAACCCAAUUAAUGUGUACAUCUUUGGAAUGUGAUAGGAAACUUAAAAUCUUGGAGAAAACCCACGUCGGUCACAGGGAGAACGUACAAACUCCGUACAGACUAGCUCCCAUGUCAGGAUCUAACCCAGGUCUCUGGGGCUGUAAGGCAGUAGCUCUACCACUACACCAUCAAGCCGCCCUUAUUUAUAUGGAUCACAAACAGCAGAGGUCCCAGCACAGAUCCCUACGGAACUCCACUUGUCACAGACCUCAUGUCGGAAUAUCUACCUUCCACCACAACCCUCUGAAUAGGCCAGUUUUGAAUCCAUACGACCAAGUCACGGUGAAUACAUGCAUCUGAAUCUUCUGGAUCAGCCUACCAUGAGGAACCUUAUCAAAAGCCUUACUAAAAUCCAAGUAUACAACAUCCACUGCCCUGUUUUAUGUUUAACUUUAGUUUUGUAUUAUGUGGGAGAAUGUUUUUCAUCUCUCCUCAACGGAUCUCCAUGUACACACUGCAGCCUAACAUGGUGGAGCUGGCCGCCUCUUGCUGGAGACCGUCUUUGGGAGCUCUAACUGCGGGAGCCUGCGGACUUAACAUCGCGAUGCUUGUGAUUCCUGUCAGGAAUUAACCUCGGAAGCUCCAACUGCCGGAGCCUGUGGACUUUAACAUCGUGAGCUCAUGCUCCGUAGUUAGGGGCCGACUUAGGGAGCUCCAAGACGCAGGAGCUUCGACUGCCCUAACGUGAGAGUUUCGAUCACUGGCUGCAGGACCUUCAAUUGCCCCAACACUGGAUGGUUCGACUCCCCCACCGCGGGAGAAAAAGAGAAAGGAAGAUAAGACUUUAUUGCCUUCCAUCACAGUGGGGAAUAUGGAGGAGCCGCUGUGGUGGAUGUUUAUGCCAAAUUUUAUGUAGUUGUGUGUCUUGUUGCUUUUUAUUGGUAUGACUAUGGCAAAUCAAAUUCCUCGUAUGUUGCAAAACAUAGUUGGCUCAUAAAUUACGAAUAUGACUAUGAUUACAAAGCCAUGUUGAUUAUCCCUAAUUAGCCCAUUCUCUUCAAAAUGAAAAUAAAUCCUAUCUCAAUGAAUUUUCUCAAAUAGUUUGCCGAAGACUCACAGGCCUAGAGUUCCCUGAGUUCUCUCUACUACCUUUCUUAAACUCCCACCCUUUCAUUCCAACUCUCCUCAUCCUUACCCCAACCACCCCUUUUCUCCCACUCACAUACCCUCACUGCCCGUCCCCUCCUCACUCUCCCUCUCUCACUCACUCUCUCCCUCCCCUCAUUCCCUCCCUCACUCCUUCAUUACAAUAGUGCACAGUGUCAUUCAAUGGAGCUUGGAAAGAAAUGAUAUUUUAAAUAGUGCAAUCGUGCUUUAUUUGUCACGUAUACAACUGCACAAUAAAAUUCAUUUUGCAUUAUUACACGUGGUCAUCCUGUGAGCU
Molecule: messenger RNA, 10467 nt
Organism: Leucoraja erinaceus (little skate)
Lineage: Eukaryota; Metazoa; Chordata; Chondrichthyes; Rajiformes; Rajidae
Product: interferon-induced very large GTPase 1-like
Exons: 1
Coding region: 101-6196 (2031 amino acids)
Molecular function (GO): GTP binding
Source: RefSeq, a predicted model, not a curated record